GCCGGCGUUUCUCGCUGCCAUGGAGAUGGCGGGCAGCCCUGCUCUGUCACGUCAUCGCCAGCGGCCGAGCGCGGGUCAUCUGUGUGCGACGCCCGGAGGCUCAGUGACAGGCGGGAGACGGCGGAGCGGGACCAUGUCGCAGGCCAGCCUGGAGGAGCUGUCCGCCGCCUGGAAUACCCUGAGCAUGGGCCUGGUGCCCGCCUCUGCCCUCGGGCUGGCAGCGCCCAGGUCCGGUCUUGUUGAGCCCUAUCGGGAAGGUGACCUGAAAGCGGCUCUGGAGGUUCUCGUGGACUUUGAGCUGCAGUCCGUCCUGGAGGAAUGGUUCAUUGAGGUUCUGCAGAUGGAUUUACAGAGGAACAUUGCACCUGAGUUUUGGAACGGGAUGAACCAGCAGGAGAACGCGGUAGAAGAGCAGCAGUGCACCGCCCUCCUGCUGGACACCUUCCGCCUCCUCCUCACCCGCCUUGACCCUUAUUUAAAGAGCCUGGACCUCCUGGGGCGCUGGGCGGACGUGGCCCUACUGCCCGGUUCAGACUCUCAGAUGUUACGGGACAAAGUUUUCACCAUGAUAAAAGCCAUCCUCUUCUUCUCCACCUCCAAGACCUUUCAGAGUAUGAUCCAGCAGUUCUACACCCGCACCUUUAAGAUCUACAUGAAGCCCAAGCAGAGGAGGGCCGACAGCGCGAGCGACUGCGACAGCAGCAUGGACGAAAAUGAGCGCGAGAGGAACUCCGAGGACAGAGGAGCGGAGGAGGGGGACGAGUGCGCCGGCUGUGACUGCAGUGACGACCAGUGCUGGUGCCAGACGGCUAUGGAGCAAUUUCAGGAGCUCAACGGGAUUUUCCACAGGUUGAAUCUGCUGGAGAGAAUCUGCUCGGAGCCAGUGACCACCCUCCUGCACAAAAUGAUCGAGCAGAGGAUGGAGAAGAGGUGCCGGGGGGAUUACGAGAGGUCCUUCCUCAAUGAGUUUCAGGAGUGGAUAGAGAAGGUGAUUGGUUGGCUGAGUAAAGUCUUCCUGCAGGACGGUCCCCAAUCCAAUCCGGAGUCGAGCAGCAUCCUGAAGCGGUGGCGCUGCCACGUCCAGCGCUUUUUUUACCGCCUCUACGCCAGCAUGCGCAUCGAUGAGCUCUUCUGCAUCAUCAGAGAUUUCCCCGAUUCGAAGCCGGCCAUAGAGGAUUUAAAGUUCUGCCUGGAGCGGACCAAUCAGAGGCAGCAGCUGCUGUGCUGUCUGAAGACGGCUCUGGAGACCAGACUGCUGCACCCGGGCGUGAAUACAUCGGACAUCAUCACCUUGUACAUCUCCGCCAUUAAAGCUCUUAGGGAGCUGGACCCAUCCAUGGUGAUUCUGGAGGUCGCCUGCGAGCCCAUCAGGAAGUACCUGAGGACUCGGGAGGACACCGUCCGGCAGAUUGUGGCCGGCCUGACCGGUGACGCUGAGGGAGAUUUGGCCAAUGAGCUCUCAAAAGCCGACCCCGUGGUCCUAGAGAACGGACAGGAGAGCGACGACGACGUGUCUGAGCCUGAGGACUGGGUGCCGGACCCUGUGGAUGCCGAUCCUGGUAAAACCGGCUCCAAGCGCCGCUCUUCGGACAUCAUCAGCCUCCUGGUCAGUAUCUAUGGUAGCAAAGAGCUGUUCAUUAAUGAGUACAAGACCCUGCUUGCUGACAGACUCCUCCACCAGUUCAGCUAUAGUUCUGAGAGAGAGAUCCGUAAUGUGGAGCUGUUGAAGCUGCGUUUCGGAGACGCUCAGAUGCACUACUGCGAGGUCAUGCUGAAGGACAUGGCAGACUCUCGAAGGAUCAACUCCAACAUCCGUGAUGAAGAGGAGAAGCUCCCGGAGGAAGAGAGGCCGCCAUUUAACCUGGUGGCGGUCAUCCUGUCCAGCGAGUUCUGGCCGGCGCUGAAGGAGGAGAAAUUAGAGCUGCCGGAACAGAUCAAAGAAACUAUGGACAUGUACACGAAAAGAUAUGAGAAACUUAAGGCUAUGCGGACACUGAACUGGAAGCACCACCUUGGGUUAGUGAGCUUGGACUUGGAAUUGGCCGACCGCACCCUGUCCUUCUCGGUGUCUCCAGUACAUGCUGCCAUCAUCUUAAACUUCCAGAGUAAAAGUACCUGGACCUUAGAAGAACUCAGCGGGGUGCUGAAGGUGCCGGUCACCUCUCUCCGCAGGAAGAUGACCCUGUGGCUUCAGCAAGGGGUCCUCCGAGAGGAUCCACCGGGGACCUUCACCAUCAUAGAGGAGGAGCAGAAGGAUCAGGCCGAGAAGGUGGUCUUAAUAGAUAGCGACGAGGAAGGAGACUCUGCCAUGGCUUCUCAAGCAGAUCAGAAGGAGGAGGAACUUCAGCUCUUCUGGACGUACAUCCAGGCCAUGCUGACCAACCUGGAGAGCCUGCCCCUGGAGCGGAUUCACAGCAUGCUGAAGAUGUUUGUCAUGACCGGACCAGUGGUCACCGAGAUCAUUAUUCAGGAGCUCCAGGAGUUUCUACAGAAGAAGGUCAGCGACCACCAGCUGGUAUAUUCUGGAGGGGUAUACAGGUUACCCAAGAACGCCAGCUGAUGAUGGCUGCCCCCCACAAGACUGAUACACAUGGGAUUCCUGCAUCCAUCCCCGCCACCACAGUGUCUGCCAGAUGCUGGGAGGAUGCCCAUUGACUGCCCAUAGUUCUGACCCGGACAGCCUUGUCAUGCAGUAGUUGACCUAUAUUGUAUAUGUGCGUGUUCCAUACUUUGGAUGUAUGUAAGAUAAUAAAUGCUUUUGUUACU
This is a messenger RNA of Bufo bufo (common toad), 2766 nucleotides long. It is a transcript of the gene ANAPC2, whose product is annotated as anaphase promoting complex subunit 2. The record is from RefSeq and is a predicted model, not a curated record. The transcript is spliced from 13 exons. Bases 20 to 2560 code for a protein of 846 amino acids. Gene Ontology annotation, molecular function: ubiquitin protein ligase binding. Lineage: Eukaryota; Metazoa; Chordata; Amphibia; Anura; Bufonidae. Gene Ontology annotation, biological process: ubiquitin-dependent protein catabolic process. Gene Ontology annotation, cellular component: anaphase-promoting complex.